UCGUUCAGUUCGCGAUUGGAUCGACUUGGGUACGGAUCGCGCCAGUUAUUUGGUUCUCUUUUUUGUGUGUGACUUUCGUGCUACGGUUACAGUAUAUUUUGCGGUGUGAUACUAUCCGAAAUUUGGUAUUGUUCCAGAAAAGGUGCGUGUAACUGUGGAAAGCAUAGCGAAAUCUGUAUAGUCAGUAGUGAUCGAAGGAAGAAUUUGGAGUAAAUUAGUUGAAAGAGGGUAUCAACCCCCUCCUGUUGUGUUUGGUGGCAGGGAGUGUACAUGCGUGUGUUUGCGAUUAAGCAAAAUAAGCGGAAAAAAUAUAAAUAAAAAAAGUCGAAUAUCAAGUGUUUGAUAAGUAAAACGUAGAACCAGAAUUUGCCCGGAGAGGAUUAUUACUCGUCUCAACCGGUGGAGCACAUUAAAAUCGCCGAGUGAGAGAGCACGAGUGAGACGCGGAUAAAAAAGUGAGACCCUUUUGCAAAGUCAAAUCUCAGGGAAACACGCGAGAAAAACACAUCCGUCAGUCUGGCGGAGAUGUCUACAGAGCGGGAAUUAACACCGGGUGGACCUCCGCAAUUGCAUCCACUCUCUUACUCAGAUCUCGCCACACACAUUCAGCUUAAUGGUGUCGGAAUAAUGAGCAAAAAUUUCAGCGAAACACCAUGGAAUACUUCGCCGCCGCGGCCUCCAAGUCCGACUCAGUCGCAGACCAGCUUCGAUACACUCUCACAAAUGACACAGCAUGAUCCAGUGACGACUCAAAUGGAGCCAUUGUUCCCUGGAUCCAGAGCAAUUACAAUCCCCCAACCUGGCCCAAUCACUCAAAUCACUGAGUUUACCGAGAUAGAAGCAGCACCGAUUGUUGAAUGCACGCAGCUGACAACGCAACCUAAACCUUUGUUUGUGCCUCCCGAUCAGCUACGCAGUGUUAUGGCUGGGAGGCUGUCGCAACUUCCACGUCGACCAAAUUAUGGCCGCAUAGGUCGACCAAUUGAUAUCCUUGCCAACGUUUUCCCGAUUUCGGUGCCUCGUGGUUUCUGGCAACGUUACCAUAUCAGCAUCCAGCCGGAAAAGAUCCCGCGGAGUGUCAACCGUGAGAUCGUCGAAACGAUGGUGCGUGCGUGGAACAGGAUUUUUGGUGGGUUCAAACCGGCCUACGAUGGACGCAAUCGUCUGUACACUAGGGAUCCGCUACCGAUCGGUACGGAAUGCAUAGAACUGGAAGUUACGCUGCCCGGAGGUGAUGGGAGGGAUCGAGUCUUCCAAGUCAGCAUCAAAUGGGUGGCCGAGGUGUCGCUGUUUGAUCUGUAUGAAGCACUCAACGGCAACAGACAUCCGGUACCGUACGAAACGGUGAAGGCGAUCGAUGUGGUGAUGCGGCAUUUACCAAGCAUGGAACACGUUCCCAUCGGGAGGAGUUUCUUCUGUGCCCCUAAUAACUAUUAUCAUCCACUUGGAGGAGGUCGAGAAGUAUGGUUCGGUUUCCAUCAAAGUGUCCGUCCGUCGCAAUGGAAGAUGAUGCUCAACAUUGACGUUUCCGCAACCGCUUUCUACAAAGCGCAGCCGGUGAUCGAGUUUAUGUGCGAGGUGUUGGAUAUCAGGGAUAUCAACGAACAGCGCAAACCGUUGACUGAUUCGCAGCGCGUCAAAUUCACCAAGGAAAUCAAAGGACUUAAAAUUGAAAUCACCCAUUGUGGAACGAUGCGCCGGAAGUAUCGUGUUUGCAACGUUACACGGCGUCCUGCACAAAUGCAAUCAUUUCCCCUGCAACUGGAGAAUGGUCAGACAGUGGAGUGUACCGUUGCCAAGUAUUUCCUCGAUAAGUAUAAGAUGAAGCUUCGGUAUCCCCAUCUGCCUUGUCUCCAAGUUGGCCAAGAGCACAAACAUACUUAUUUACCGUUGGAGGUUUGCAAUAUCGUCGCCGGUCAACGUUGCAUCAAGAAACUCACCGACAUGCAGACUUCUACGAUGAUCAAAGCAACGGCCAGAUCGGCUCCGGAUCGUGAACGUGAAAUCAACAAUUUGGUGCGUCGCGCGGAUUUCAACAACGAUGCUUACGUGCAAGAAUUCGGACUUGCGAUCUCAAACAGCAUGAUGGAGGUACGCGGUCGAGUGCUGCCGCCUCCAAAACUGCAGUACGGAGGGCGUGUUUCCAGUAUGAGCGGACAAUUACCUUCCGGUCCACAGAAUAAGGUGAGCUUAGCAUUACCAAACCAAGGGGUUUGGGACAUGCGAGGCAAACAAUUUUUCACCGGCGUCGAAAUCCGCGUAUGGGCGAUCGCCUGCUUUGCGCCACAGCGAACCGUCCGGGAGGACGCUUUGAGGAACUUCACCCAGCAGCUGCAGAAGAUUUCGAACGACGCCGGGAUGCCGAUCAUUGGACAGCCCUGCUUUUGCAAGUAUGCAACUGGACCGGACCAGGUGGAGCCCAUGUUUAGAUAUUUAAAGAACACCUUCAACCAGUUGCAACUGGUAGUUGUUGUGUUGCCCGGAAAGACUCCAGUAUAUGCUGAAGUCAAACGUGUAGGUGAUACGGUUUUGGGAAUGGCGACACAAUGCGUCCAAGCGAAGAAUGUUAACAAAACGUCGCCACAAACAUUGUCUAACUUGUGCUUGAAGAUCAACGUUAAACUGGGUGGAAUCAAUUCGAUUCUGGUGCCAUCAAUCAGACCAAAGGUAUUCGACGAGCCUGUAAUUUUCUUGGGCGCAGAUGUGACACACCCACCAGCCGGUGAUAAUAAAAAACCUUCGAUCGCAGCCGUGGUUGGCUCGAUGGACGCUCAUCCAUCUCGUUACGCUGCUACUGUCCGAGUGCAACAGCAUCGUCAAGAAAUUAUCCAGGAACUUAGCAGCAUGGUUAGGGAAUUGUUGAUAAUGUUUUACAAAUCAACCGGUGGUUUCAAACCGCAUCGGAUUAUUCUCUACCGGGAUGGUGUUUCGGAAGGACAAUUCCCUCACGUGUUGCAGCAUGAACUAACGGCAAUCCGAGAGGCAUGCAUCAAGCUGGAAGCGGACUACAAGCCUGGUAUUACGUUUAUCGUGGUACAGAAGCGCCAUCACACGCGAUUGUUCUGUGCGGAUAAGAAGGAGCAGAGCGGAAAGUCAGGCAAUAUUCCAGCUGGUACGACCGUAGACGUAGGAAUUACGCAUCCCACCGAGUUUGAUUUCUAUCUGUGCAGCCACCAGGGUAUCCAGGGCACCAGCAGACCCUCACACUAUCACGUUCUGUGGGACGACAACCACUUCGAAUCGGACGAACUCCAGUGCCUCACGUAUCAACUGUGCCACACCUAUGUGCGAUGUACCCGAUCGGUUUCGAUUCCCGCACCGGCUUAUUACGCUCAUUUGGUAGCGUUUAGGGCCAGAUAUCAUCUGGUCGAGAAAGAACACGAUUCCGGUGAGGGAUCUCAUCAGAGCGGCUGUUCCGAGGACAGAACACCAGGCGCGAUGGCUCGUGCCAUUACCGUACACGCAGAUACCAAAAAAGUUAUGUACUUCGCUUAAGGGAAGUAUUUUCAGUUGUUUAGUUACAAUUACAUUGUAUUAUUUAUGGAGCUUGUUUUUGGUCACAAAAGACGACGAUUGUGUAGUAAGGUUUUAGAAUAACCAAUUUCAUUAGCUUUCUAGACAGCUUAUUUCAAAAUUUCAACGAACAGCGCAACAUUGUUGUCGUGCACGCCUGAAGAAUCGUGUUAAAAAUAGCCAAACAAUAAUAUCUUUGUUAGGCCGAUGAAGAGUUUGAAUUAUUUGACAUAUGUAUUGCUUAUACGAUAUAUUUAGUAUUAAGAUCACACCCAUACUUAGUUAUAAUUUGAGGAUAGACAGCCGGUGAGAUAUAUAGCGCAACCAGCAAGUGAAGCGAACUCUCAAAAAAGAGACGAGUUAUUAAUAGUGGAGAAACUCGAGCAAUAGCAAUGCAAGCAAGUGUCGUGAAUAUUAUAGCAAGGAAAGUUCUUAUUUUAUUGUUAAAACUACUAGUAACAGCGCUGUGUAGGUUAUAUUUACUUAUUCUCGACUAGACACAUUCAUGCAAGGUUUCUUUAGUUAAUAUAUUUUUGCUCAAAAACGUAUACACACACAUCUUAACAAGGCAAGUAAAACACAAAGUUAGUUUUUUAAGUCAAGAGGCUUUCCUACAAAAGAAAAUGAACAAUUGUUUCACAAAAGUUAACAUUUUUCUAUUAAUUAUAGUGCUUCAUCAUCGCCGCGUUUCUUAGUGUACGAAAAUCGUGUUUUUAAAAAAUGUUCUUUUCGACUUGAAAUUUAAGAUUGUGGACUAUAAUUUAGAAAACGAAAUAAAACAUAAACACAGCUUUAAAACCAAUCUCCUAGCUACUAGCAAAAAAAACAAACACAUAUAACAGAAACACUAUUUAGGGAACAAUCUCAUGCCAGACGCAAUAGCCGAAAUUUUAGACAUUCCUCAAGUCAGACAGACAAUCAUGCGACGAAAGCAGAAUAUCUGAUGUCUGGACAAACAAGUAAUAUAGAAAAGCAAGAAGAAUGCAAAUCGAACUAUUUGUUUUGUUAACGUAUUUUUUCCAUCCUAAAAGAGAGGAGCGAAGCAAUGUACUCAAACAGUUUAACUUAUGGGUGUAAAACAGAAUAACAAAUCAAACAAGGGAGUAAUUUUAUAAGUAGUUGAAAUCUAUUCAUUUUUUUUCCUUCUUAUUGCUGUCAGUCUCAAACAAAGUGACACAUUUCUGUCUGUAAGCGAGAUGAUACGAGAGAACGAAAAAGCGAAAAAGCCAAACAGGGCCGACGGGCGAACUUAAAUCCAAAACUCCUUAAAAAGUGCGAAUAAAAACUAAGCCACUAAACAUCAUAUAUGGGACAGAAUAUAUUAUUUGAUUAUAAGUGAAUAGUAAUAUUACUAGCUAGUUUGAUAAGGCGAGUCGUUGGACGGAAACAAAGAAAGAACUCUUAUACCGUUGAUAGGAUAAUGUUUAGCAGUAAAACCACAAAACUCUCGAUGUGUUACUUUAAAUAACAUUAGAAUGAACCAUUGGAACUAUAGCCCUAAAGAACAAUACAAAACAGCUAACAAUUGAUAAAGGAUGUGAACAAUGACAUAACUAAUAUAUAAUUCUCAUAGUGAACAUGGAAAAUCAAUUAGUCAGUAAGCAUUUUAACCAAACUGAGAGUGAACAAGUCAUUUUAGCAGGCCAAUUCGAGGGGUAGUAAGGAGGAAUCAAUUUCACACAUAGAAUUCAAUCUCAAGUGUAACGGAAAUAACACAAAACGAACACAUAAAUCAAUACAUCAAACAUCGUUUACAGAGUACUCAUAACGGCACUCAUACAAAUGCAUGAAUGGUUAAUGAUAGAGAAAAUUGUUUAAUCAGGGAUGAUUUUAUGAUGUUAUGAUUCAAGAUUGAGACGAGAGAUUCAGUUUAAUUUUAUUCUACUUAUUCUGCUCUUUGCAUUUUUUUACUAGAAAUUUCAUUUUCCAAAACCUAAAUUUUCUUACCACAGGACUAACUAAUUGAACUGAAGAAACUGAAGAAUACUGAAUUGAAGAGAAAUGUCAGUUAAUCAUUCUUAUUCAGAAUUCCGUUGCGUGGCAAUUUCGUUUGGAUGUUAUUCGAAUGAUCGAUUCCUACAACAAAUAACGCUUGAAACAUUCAGAAUCCGGAAUCACAAAACCAGUUGUAUCUCGAGAUUGGUUAAAGGUACAAAAAUGUUUUUAAAAUGGCAGACAGUUUAUUGUUUUUGUCAGAAAAAAAUAUAUAAAACAUAUUGUCAAUUACCCAAUGUUUUUCGAAUGGGAGGAAUUGGAGGCAAUUGAAGUCUUUUUCAAUGUAAUUGACCCCAUUGUCACGGUUCCACAGAAGCACCUCUCGAUUGUAGUGGUAGCUUUCAAAAUCGAGCCAAACAUCUCCAAACCUUUGUGAGCCUUAACAAACUCAAGGAUACGUUUCUGCAGGCACUCUUACACAUUUCGAGUCUAUUGUAUUGUUUUUGACGAGGACCUUGGUUUCCUUUUCACAGCUGCAAUGUCCCUUGUCAAAUCAAUAACUUACUGGCAUGCAAAACCUUGUUUACAAAUUUCGAGCGCGUCUUUUGGCCACCAGAUUUUGCAUCAGCGUCCUGUUUGGUUGCUUGCAGGCACGGAAAUUACAAUAACCUUCUCGCAUACGGAUUCUCCGGAUGGUACUUUGGUUAGAGUUGUAUUUUUGGCGAUUUCGUAGUCCGAAGGUUUCAGGUUUGCCUUAAUUGUUCUCAAUACUAUGACCGCUACUAUAAAAUGAACAGUGAUUCCGGAUUCUGAGUGUUUCAAGCCUUACAAAUACGCGAACACAUUUUAGAAACCUUCGAACGACGUGUGGAGACCAACCGAAUCCGGCCUCAGUUCGAUUUAUCAAUAAUCUUUUCUGUUAUAUCUACGUUAAAUUUCCUGAUAUCGAGAGCGAUAAAGAUCAAUUCAAACAAAUCACACAAAAAUACCGUCUAUAUUGAACCAGAAAGCGUUUUACAUCAAGGUUUCAAACAGCAGACCCGUUUUGAGAGACAGCCAAAUAUCGAGAAACAAUAAUCACAUCCAGAAGAGACGCAAUAAAAUAAUGUCCUCAUGCGUGUUUGUUGCGAACUAAUUGAAACAAUAUGAAACAGUAAAUGAAAUGAAAACAAAAAAAAAAUAAAACAAUAGUUUUAACGGAAUCACACAGCAAAUCCUCCCACACAUACAUACAACCAUACACACACAAAAGGCGUCUUCUGACGAAGCGAUUGAUGAAUGAUAAUAGAGAUAAACAUCUUAGCGAGUAUAAAUAUCGUUAGUUCGUAAGACCAAGCUGCAAAUUAAAACGACGGAAUACAAGCGAAAACAAGGCCCGGGAAAUUUCUAUUUAAUGUUAGAUCGUAUUUUUGUAAGUUAUUCAUGGCAGAAGAGUUAUCUUAAAAACAAAACUGAACCAGCAGCAACGCGGAGUAAAUUUAUCUAGAUUUAAGGCGUCCAGAAGAGAAGGAGAAGAGAGGAGAAAGCAGAGGCAAAGAUAUCAAAAACACUAUGAUUUUAUCAUAGCAAUGAGGACGAGACGAACAAUAUACAAGGGAUUUUUCCAGCGCUGAAUAGAAUGCUAGUGUUGUAUUAAUAGAAAAAGGAAUCAUUAAAUAGUUAAACACAUCGAGUGCCAACUACGAAAUAACUCUCGUGGUUGACAGGCGAAGUGUUAAGCUAAGAUAGCUGUCUAUCAAUUAACUAGAAAAAAGUGAUUUAAAACCAAUAUCUAUAUAUAUAUAUAUAUAUAUAUAUAUAUAUAUAUAUAUAUAAUGCAAAGUGAAUCCACAACAAACAAAUAUAAUUUAUGCUUCGAAUUAUUUUAUUGGAAUUGUUUUAGCUAAACUAAUUUUUAAGUGCUAGUGAAAGUCUCCUUCAAAAAAUGGCCAAAAAUGCCGAAACACAAUUAAAGCCAAUUAAGCAUACGCAUAAUUAGUUUUCAUCAUUGUUGAACACCAAGAACUUAUUUUCUAUAUAAGUAAUUUCGAUCAUACAAACAAGCCACAUGUUUCAUUCUUCCGUACACAACACAGCUGAACAAUGAAAUUUAAUUAUUACUGUAUUUCAUUGGUUCGGAGGCUCGAUUUCGUAUAAGGCAAGCCAAUCCCAUAAAAAAGUAACAUCAGUUUUGUGCAUAAAGUAGAAUAAACUGUUUCAAGUUUAGAUUUAUUGUAA
Molecule: messenger RNA, 7665 nt
Organism: Toxorhynchites rutilus septentrionalis
Lineage: Eukaryota; Metazoa; Arthropoda; Insecta; Diptera; Culicidae
Gene: AGO1
Product: protein argonaute-2
Exons: 13
Coding region: 526-3495 (989 amino acids)
Molecular function (GO): protein binding; RNA binding
Source: RefSeq, a predicted model, not a curated record